Messenger RNA from Phyllotreta striolata, 1482 nucleotides. The record is from the annotation of a GenBank genome assembly. NCBI's taxonomy places the organism in Eukaryota, Metazoa, Arthropoda, Insecta, Coleoptera, Chrysomelidae.
UGUUGCAAUUGUAAACUGUCGUAGCAACGGUAUGAAAGAGUCAAAUAAAAGAGCAUUGGUCGAAUCACAUCGAUUAAGCUAUUUGAGAUUCGAGAACAAAGGGAAACGGACGUUUGUCGAUCAAACUACAAGCGGUUUUAUUUUAUUAGAAAAAAACAGUUUUUUUUGGAACUCCCUCGAAGCUAAAUAAAUUAGCAAAAAUGUCUGUGUCUCCGAUAGCUCUUAGGGCGACAGUUGCAAGUUUUAAAAAAAUGGCUUCUAAUAAACCUGAAGUUAAAUCUAAAGUUAUACCUGAUGCUACCGUAACAACCGUGGUGGAUUCCACUCAGCGUGGAGACACACGAGACGGGAAUAUUUUGUCGGAAAUAGUGCGAAAAACUUUGGACGUAAAUAAAUAUGCCACGAAGAAAACCAUCGCUCAAGGGCUUUUGGACGUUGCUUUGUUGACCGCCAAUGCCUCCCAAUUGAAAUACAUCCUUCAAGUCGGAGAAAAACACGAAUUCUACGCUCUAAUGUUAUCUCUAAUCUCGAUCUCCAUAGUACUCCAGAUCGUUCAAGCCUGCCUUUGUGUUAUCCUGGGCGUUACAUUGAACAUAAACAAAGAUGUUCACCAAGAGAACGCCAAUAAGGCCAAUAACAUCGUCAUGUGCAUCAAUAUCCUCAUAAUGGCAGUCAAUGUAGUCAUAAAUACGUUCGAUAUGAAAGAUCCAGAUAAUUCUACUGGCAGCACGACGAUUUCUACUACUAUGAGUCCUACUACACCGAGUUGAAACGGGUUCCUUCACCAAAAUAUAGACAUUUAAAGCUUUUGUAUAGGUUAAGUAUUUUUAUAUUUUAGAUAUAAUAAUUCUUUUGAGUCCGUUUAUUUAAUUUACAGCAGACAUCAUUUAUCUAAAAAGGAUAAAAAAAUGAAAGGCUCAAUUUAAAAUAAAAAGUAUUUUGCAAAAAAGUUAUUGAGCAAUCAAACUUUAGAAACCUUAUUUUUUUUUUAAUUAUAAUCAAAAUUAUACUUUUAUUGCUUUAACAAUGUGUAAAGAGUGUAUUUUGUCACUUUUAUUUUACAAAUUCACUUUUCACUAGGCUUUAUCGGGUUUCUUCCAGAUUUGUGAGAGAUGUUCUGAAUAAAUCAACUAACUCAUAUACAAUAAUUAUAAUGAAGUAUUAUUUAAGUUGUACUUUUUAAAUUAACAAAUUAAAAAUGAUAUUGGUGUAAGUUGUAAUGUUGUUUCGUAAAUGAUUGUUCGUUUAUUAGUUUCUGUAAAUUAUUUUUUUUGUGUUUUAUACUCGUUGAAAAAAGUAAUGUUACCUUUAGAGAUUAUACUUUAGUUCCCUAAAAAUAGCUAUUGUUCAAUAAAUAAUACAAUUAAAAUGUUAAGUCAAUAUUAUUACGUACAUUAAUAAUAUUAUGAUCAAUAUUAUUAAUCAUAAAAAUGAUUACGAAAAUGUGUGGGUAUGAAUAUUGUAAUUAACUUAUAAAUAAAC